CAUUUCCUGUUUCCCCGUCGGAACUAUUUUUAGUGUUGCACUUGCUGCAGAAGGUGGUUGUCCAAAAUUGACUUGAUGAGACAUGUAUGUCAUCGUGGUAGCAAGACAGCAGCACACUUUUUUAUUUAACCUUUAUUUAACUAUGCAAGUCAAUUAAGAACAAAAUAUUAUUUACAAUAACGGCCUACCCCGGACGACACUGGGCCAAUUGUGCGCCGCCCUAUGGGACUCCCAAUCACGGCCGGAUGUGAUACAGCCUGGAUUUGAACCAGGGACUGUAGUGACACCUCUUUCACUGAGAUGCAGUGCCUAGACAGCUGCGCCUGUCGGGAGCCCAAGAUACUGGUCAAUUCAAUUCAAGGGGCUUUAUUGACAUGGGAAACGUGUUAACAUUGCAUAACAUUAAAUUGUCACUAUCCGUACAGUAGGUGGCGGCAAUACAUCAAUAGGCGUAGUCUGCCAUAAAACCUUAAGGAAGAAGAAGAAGCACACUCGUGAGAAUUAUGAACCGUUGUUCAUGUAUCUGUUGUCGUUUUUAUAGACAGAUGAGCGAGUCUGCCAACAAAUAUGGUCCCUCUAAAGCGCAGGAAAGUGAACUGCUCCGUUACAAGCGACAGCAGCGGUGACAGGACCAGCAAGUUUCCCGGGGUUGUCAUCUAUCUCCUGGAGAGAAAGAUGGGAGCCAGUCGGAGAGCCUUCCUCACUCGGCUCGGCCGGGGGAAAGGUUUCAACAUAGAAUACUCCUUAAGCUGUUCCAUCACUCAUAUCGUGUCCGAGAAUAAUUAUGGGGAGGAAGUCCGGACUUGGCUGGACCUCCAGACUGGAGGACAGGGGAGAGAAGGGGGAGAAGGCAGGACAGCCCGACCUGGUUCAGUCCAUCUCCUGGACAUCGUUUGGUACACAGAGAGCAUGCAUGCUGGCAUUCCCGUGAUUAUACUGGACAGGCACAGACUACAGGAGAGAGAGAAGCCUGGUUUGGAGCUGGCAGUGGUCUCAGUCCCCAGCUAUGCCUGUCAGAGACACACCCCUCUACUGCACCACAACAUAACACUGACCGAUGCGUUGUCCAUACUGGCUGAUAAUGCGGAGCUCGGUGAAAACGAGGGACGGGGAGUGGCGUUCCGUAGGGCGGCAGCCUUGUUGAAGUCCCUCCCCCAGGAGGUCAGAGGGGCAGAGCAACUACGAGGACUGCCUUGUCUGGGGGAGCACUCACUCAGAGUCAUCAAGGAGGUUCUGGAGGAUGGUGUAUCUCAUGAGGUGGAGACCACCACGCAUUCAGAACAGUUUAAGGCCAUGAAGGCCCUAACAGGUAUUUUCGGGGUAGGGGCGAAGACAGCGGACCGUUGGUUCAGGGAGGGAAUACACACCCCCUCUGACCUGCAAAGAUCAGGACACACACUCAACAGAGCGCAACGAGCAGGUCUGCAGUAUUAUGAUGAACUGAACCUGCCUGUCACAAAAUCAGAGGCUGUUGCAAUUGGUCAGAUUGUGGAGAGUGCGGUCCAUGCUGUGCUCCCGGGGGCAGAGAUCACUCUGAUUGGAGGAUUCAGGAGAGGUAAGCAGACUGGUCAUGAUGUGGACUUCUUGAUAACCCAUCCCGACGAGGGCAGAGAGGAGGGGCUCAUGCCUAAGGUGGUGUCCUGGCUUGAAGCACAGGGCUUCCUGUUGUACCAGAAGACCACUGGGAACUCUUAUCUGGAGAGCAAAGAGGGUCCUGCGAGGCCAGCCUCUAACAUGGACCGCUUUGAAAGAUGCUUCUCCAUCUUUAGACUGAGCACAGACAACGAAGGGAGGGAGAACCAGACGGGGAGGGAGAACCAGACGGGGAGGGAGAACCAGACGGGGCGGGAGAUCCAGACGGGGCGGGAGAUCCAGACGGGGCGGGAGAUCCAGACGGGGCGGGAGAUCCAGACGGGGCGGGAGAUCCAGACGGGGCGGGAGAUCCAGACGGGGCGGGAGAUCCAGACGGGGAGGGAGAUCCAGAAGGGGAGGGAGAUCCAGACGGGGGAUGGUCCACAGACAUACUCACCGACACUGACCAAUACAGAUCCACACACCCACUCAGACUCUCCUCACCCACUUCCCCAGACCCUUGUGGUGGUGGGUGACCAUGCCCAGAAGGUGAGCUGGGUGCUGGGUCAUUCUCAGUGCUCAGGUCCCCGGUCCUGGAGAGCAGUGAGGGUAGACCUGGUGGUCUCUCCAUACAGCCAGUUUGCCUUCGCAUUGCUGGGCUGGACUGGAUCGAAGUUGUUUGAGAGAGAGCUGCGUCGCUGGGCAGUACAUGAGAAGGCCAUGACUCUGAGCAGCCAUGCUCUGUACGACAGAAAACGGACGCAGUAUCUAAGGGCUAGUUCAGAGGAGGAGAUCUUUGCUCAUCUGGGUCUGGAAUAUAUCCCUCCCUGUGACCGGAACGCCUGACGACAACAUACUGGACUGAUAACAAAUACAGUCUAAGAGCAAACCCACGCUAAAUUAAACCUAAACAUAAGCCAAAUCCAACUAAACCUUAUCCCGAGAACAACACACAGGCCAGAUACAGCCUAGGGUAGGCAAGAAGGGGAGGUGAGAGGUGGAUAGAUCGUUACAUAUCUGUAUUUUAUUAAAUUAUAAAUAAUAAAAAACAUACAGACCCAGGAUGUUGUAAAGUACCAAAUCUAUAGAUGUGUUUAAAUUAGUUAACUAAAUUAAAAUAACUUAACUUCUCGAGCCAUUAAUUGUACAGUAUGUGCUUUUUUUCAUAUCUGACAUAGAUCAUAGAUCAUUUUCUUUCCUUGGUGCCUUGUUAUUGAAUACGUUUUUAAUAUUUACUGCAAUUUGUCUGCUUGUUUGUAAUAUUUAGAAUGCAGUUAAACUAUGUCAAUUAAAAUUAUAUCAAUCAUUUUAGACUUACCAAAAAGCUUUUAAAUGUGACAUAAUGUAGGCCUAAACUGUGUGCAUCAUGAGGGAUGCUUAAAUAAGUGCCCUCAUGCAGUGUGUGUGGUUUUGUUACAUUUUGCAUGAUGACUGCAGUGGCCUAUUUACACAGCAGGUGUACGCUACACACACACCACCAUCCAACUUACGGUCUCAGAAAUAGAAACAUUAUGUACAAAAUAAGUUUUUAAAAAUGCCAGAAAACACACACGUAGCAUAAUUGGUUAGGGGAUCGUAAAACGGCAGCCAUCUCCUCUGGCGCAGGUGACAAAUAAAAUGGGACUCUAUUACCUCUCAUGACAUGUCUGAGCAUAUAUAUGUUUGUACAUUGAUAUAUGUAUAUACAGUGUACCAUUUGAUAUAUUAUCAAUUUAUGCAUUGUGGUGGUUUCUGUGUGUACUCUUGUUUUUAGUUGACAGAAAUAAAACUCCCCUAUUAUUGAAUGAG
This is a messenger RNA of Oncorhynchus kisutch (coho salmon), 3360 nucleotides long. RefSeq names its product polymerase (DNA directed), mu (gene polm). Gene Ontology annotation, molecular function: DNA-directed DNA polymerase activity; DNA binding. Gene Ontology annotation, biological process: double-strand break repair via nonhomologous end joining. The record is from RefSeq and is a predicted model, not a curated record. Lineage: Eukaryota; Metazoa; Chordata; Actinopteri; Salmoniformes; Salmonidae. Gene Ontology annotation, cellular component: nucleus. The transcript is spliced from 11 exons. Bases 568 to 2418 code for a protein of 616 amino acids.